Peronospora matthiolae is the source of this 1692-nucleotide messenger RNA. The record is from the annotation of a GenBank genome assembly. Lineage: Eukaryota; Oomycota; Peronosporomycetes; Peronosporales; Peronosporaceae.
AUGCCGCCUCGCCGCUCGCUGAAGAAGCACGACGCGGCUGCCGAGUCCCACACGCUCAAGACGAGGCGCCAGCGCACAACCACGCAAGUGCGUAAGGACAAACGCCACACCGCCGUGCAGAUCAAGCGGCGUCGGCUCGUCUCGACGAGCUCCCAGCCAGCACUUAGUGGUCGCAGUAUCGCCGAGUUAAUAGGGUGUCUUGGCGAUGCACAUAACGCAUCGACUGUAACGGUUGAAGAGCGUUUCGAGGCGCUCAUAGAGAUGCGUGGUUUGCUUGGCGUAACGCAGGAGAAGAAGGACGGCGAGCACGACAAAAUAGAGCAGCUGAUAGAGUCAGGGAUUGUGCCCGUUCUCGUGUCACUACUGAACUCGGCAGCACCUCUACUUAGUGCCACUCGCCUCGACGCCGAAGUGUACCAAGAGGUAUUGUGGUGCUUGUCGAACAUUGCAAGUGGCAGUUACGACGAGACGAAACUCGUGCUGCCAGCUGUGCCGCGAUUGGUGCAAUUCCUCGAGUCCUCGAACCAGUCAUUGGCUGGACAUGCGGCCUGGAUAAUAGGGAACAUUGCAGCGGACUGCAGGGAGUUUCGCCAGCACCUUAUUGCCAAUGGAGUCGUCGCUCCUCUUGUCAAGCAAUUGAGCAACUUCAAGGAAGCUGCGAGCACAAGUGCUUGGGCGCUAUCGAAUUUGGCUCGUGGAUUCGAGACCCCAGCGAGACCUUUCGUGGAAGCUGGUAUCGUCUCCGUCCUGGUCAAGGGACUGGCACCGCCUCGUUCCAGUGCUUCUUUCAGUGACGAGGUGGUGGUGGAAGUUGCGUGGCUUUUGAGUUUCUUGACGGCACGUGAAGAAGAGUAUCUGCGGCUGAUGCUGGAGACGGGGCUCGUGGAAUUCCUGCUGCCGUACUUUUCGACAAGUGACGAAGCCCUGCUGACUCCGAUCCUGCGCGUGUUCGGCAACGUCUGCUGCGGCUCGCUGGAUCACCACACGGACGGAUGGCAACUGCCAUAUGUGCACCGGCUAUUGACUGCCGAGUCAGUGGCGUUUUUGCCAAAGCUGUGCGGGUUUCUGCAGCAAGCGGGAGCUCAGCAAACGACGUUGGCCGUGGAAGCGGCGUGGGUGGUUUCAAAUUUGGCAGCUGCGGAAGCAGCAAUUGUGGACCAGCUGUUGCAGGCUCAAGUACUGCCACUGUUGGGUCGGCAGUUUGUGGAGGGAAGCUACGACGUCCGUCGUGAAGUGGCAUUUGCACUUACCAACAUUGCACUAACGAGUGCAGCACAUCUGGAAGACGUGCUGGCGCUCGAUGUCGUCAAGGGCUUUUUGCAUCUCCUCACCGUUGCUGACGUUGCUGUCGUUGGUAAUGCACUGCGAUUUAUUGAGAACGUGCUGCGUGUGGCGUCUCAAGGGGUUUCGCUGGUUGAGCUGAAUGAGGGCAUUGAUGCACUCGAGACUGUGCAGUUUGAAUGCGGUGAAGAGCGUUUGUCGCAAUGGGCUGCGGCACUGGUCAAUGAGUUUUAUGGAGAGAACUAUGGUGUCCACUCACCGCCAAACGCCGAUACAGAGUGUGCUGGUUUUGGUGAAUUGUCCGAAGAGCCGAUGCAGCUGUCGUUUGACGUUUCCCAGCAAUCGUCUGCUCCGGGAACUGCAGGUCGAGGUCGUGGUGCUCACAUGACCACGCCUGCGUGGAAAACGUAG